Molecule: messenger RNA, 4809 nt
Organism: Scedosporium apiospermum
Lineage: Eukaryota; Fungi; Ascomycota; Sordariomycetes; Microascales; Microascaceae
Product: Histidine acid phosphatase
Exons: 5
Coding region: 1-4809 (1602 amino acids)
Biological process (GO): inositol metabolic process; inositol phosphate biosynthetic process
Cellular component (GO): cytosol
Molecular function (GO): diphosphoinositol pentakisphosphate kinase activity; inositol hexakisphosphate kinase activity; 5-diphosphoinositol pentakisphosphate 1-kinase activity
Source: RefSeq, a predicted model, not a curated record
AUGGAUCCCUCAAACCCACCUGCGGCGCAUCCCUCUGCGCCAAGCCUUGACGACCAGACUCCCUCGCAAGGUCCCAAGUCAAAACUUUCCACGCAACCGAGCUCAGCAGGAUCUCUUUCGUCAUCGCAGACCGCCCCGCCACCAUCCACUUCAGCAUCGAGCGCCCUGCAAGCAACAGAAAACCAAUUCCAGACUCCUAGACAGGGCGAAGGCGACGCGUUGCUGGACCCAGCACCUCUAGCCCAUUCAUCAUCUUCCCAAUCAUUAGCGAGGUUAGAACCCUGCAUCCCUUCCUCCAUGCCGGCGAGCAUCCCGGAAUCUUCCAUGCCCGAAGCGGAAGGCGGUCUCGUGCCAUCAUCUGCAGCCCAAUCUGCAGCGAGUCUCGACGACGGCGACAAUUCAGAAACCCCUCGACUCCUUGCCAGCUCGAGUCAAGAUACUUUCAACUACUCUCAACUCCCCGACCCGAGCAUGACCCCGAGGUCGUCCGUGUCCGAGGUCGACAAGCGCCUCUCGAUGUCUUCCCUCGCCUCCUUCGCAUCCACGCGUGGCGUCGCCCCCAGCUCAGCUGCCUCCGCCAACGGCUCGGACGCAGGCGCCGUCCCUUCACGCUCCAAACUCACCAUGAAGCCCUCGAGCAAAUCAUCUUUCUCCGAUGCUGGUGCCGGUGUGGCGGCCACCGCUGCCUCGUCGCCCUCCUCGGCACACUUCCCACUCCAAGGUGGUACUUCCGGUCCGCAGCGUAGCCCUCGUGAUCCGUCGCAACAGCAGCCGACUACGUCUUCCUCCUCCGACAGGUUGAACCGCCGAGCCCCGGGCCAAAAGUCGGAGCCGGGCCAACCGCGGUCCGCAACGACCCGGUCGAGAAGUCGUGUCCAGCGUCGCUUCAGCGGGAGCCACAUCACUAGCUCCCAUAGCCCGGCCAGCGACCGAAGUCCAAAUCAAAAGGAAGAAUCCAAACCGGCCCCUUACGGCGUCAUCGGAGUGUGUGCUUUGGAUAUCAAGGCCAGGAGUAAACCUAGUCGAAACAUUCUUAGUCGAUUGAUCGAACAGGGAGAAUUUGACAUUGUUGUUUUUGGCGACAAGGUUAUUCUUGAUGAAGAGGUUGAAAACUGGCCGAUAUGUGACUACCUUAUUUCCUUCUACUCAGAUGGCUUCCCCCUCGACAAGGCAGUCGCCUACGUCAAGGCCCGCCGGCCAUUCUGCGUCAACGAUGUUCCCAUGCAGCGCAUACUCUGGGACAGACGACUCUGCCUUCAGCUCCUCGACAAGGUCGGCGUCCCCACCCCGCCCCGCGUCGAUGUAAGCCGCGACGGAGGCCCGGCGAUCCUAGCCCCCGAAGUGGCCAAGCACGUCCGGGAUAUUUCCGGCAUCUCGCUCGAGCCUGUAAAGCCCGCCGUAAUCCCUCCGCCGAAAAAGGUAGAGCUCCUCGAGAACGGCGACGUCUUGAGCGUCGACGGCGUUACAUUGAGGAAACCAUUUGUCGAGAAACCGACGAGCGGAGAGGAUCACAACAUCAUCAUUUACUUCCCAAAAUCGGCGGGUGGCGGCGCGCGGAAAUUGUUCAGGAAGAUCGGGAACAAGAGCUCCGAGUUCGUGCCCGAUCUUGACGUCCCCCGCGCCAUCACGCAGCCGACGGAGAGCUACAUCUACGAAAAAUUCAUGCAGGUCGACAACGCCGAGGACGUCAAAGCCUACACCGUCGGCCCGACUUACUGCCACGCCGAGACGAGGAAGUCGCCCGUCGUCGACGGUAUCGUGCGCCGCAAUACCCAUGGCAAAGAGAUCCGCUACGUCACAGCCCUCAGCCCGACGGAGAAGGACAUUGCUAGCAAGAUUUCGCUGGCCUUCGGUCAGCGCGUCUGUGGCUUUGAUUUCCUACGUGUCGGCGGGAAGAGCUACGUCAUUGAUGUGAAUGGAUGGAGCUUCGUCAAGGAUAACAACGAUUACUACGAUCGUUGUGCCAACAUCCUGAGGGAGAUGUUCUUGAAGGAGCGGAUUAGGAGGGGUGCUCCCACCCCGAUCCCUUCGCCAGCCGCGUCCGACUUUCCCGAUCCUAGCAUGUCCCGCUCGUCUAUGACGUCGAGGGAUAGGGACUUUGCGCGUCCGACAGGAAGCGCUGGAACGGCUGCUGGAAGCAAGAAGAGCCUGGAUAUUCGUGGUGCGGAACCGUCGCAGACAACGUCGAGCUUCACAGUUCUCAAGGCAGAGCCGGUCGUAAACCAUCAUAAGUUGCUGGCUUCCACCGCGUCCAUAAUUCUCUCGUCUCACGACAUGGCUGGCGCGGGCUCUAUCUCUGCGGCGCCAUCCAUCAUCUCUGCCGGCACCUCCGUUCCGGCCGAGACGGAGCAUACCCACGAGGAAGAGCAGCACCAGGCGCCACCACCACCUAAGCAUUCGUGGAAGCUCAAGGGCAUGGUCUCCGUCAUCCGCCACGCCGACCGGACUCCUAAACAAAAAUCCAAGUUCACGUUCCACACGGAGCCGUUUAUCCAGCUCCUCAAGGGCCAUCAGGAGGAGGUGCUCCUGAUCGGAGAGCCGGCGCUGGCGAGCGUCAAGCAGGCCGUUGACAUUGCUGAGCUAGAGAAGAAGGAGGAUCCCGCGAAGCUCCGCGCGCUCCGUGCCAUUCUAAAAAAGAAGAGCGGCCUUGCCGGGACUAAGGUGCAGAUCAAGCCGAUGUUCCGCAAGCAGAGCUCCAAGGACACGCCGACGUUUGACGAGAUUGCUCCGAUCGCCGAAGGUGUUGAGUCCGAUGUCCAGCACAGCCAACCGGAGUCCGAAGCCGAUGCAAAGAACCACGUAAAACCCAGACGCAACCCAAAGAGGCAGGAUUCGCUGUCCGGCGUGACUAUGUCGAGGAUCACCGCCGUCGAGAACAGCCUCGUCCUCGACAAGCUUCAGCUCAUCGUCAAGUGGGGAGGAGAGCCGACCCACGCGGCGCGGUACCAAGCGCAGGAGUUGGGCGAGAACAUGCGAAACGAUUUUAAGCUGCUCAACAAGGAGGUUCUGGACGAGGUGCACGUCUACAGUAGCUCCGAGAGGCGCGUGACGACGAGCGCGCAGAUCUGGGCGUCGGCGUUUCUCAAGAAGACGGAUCUUGGGGAGAAUUUCAUAACGGUCCGAAAGGAUCUUCUUGAUGAUUCGAACGCGGCCAAGGACGAGAUGGACAAGGUCAAGAAGAAGCUUAAGGGUCUCCUUAGGGAAGGAAACGAGCGUCCCCCGCAGUUUGCCUGGCCCGACAAGACUCCGGAGCCGUCUGAGGUGCAGAAACGAGUGGUGCAGCUCAUGAAGUUCCUCCGCAAGGCGAUGCAGUACAACUAUCGGAAGCUUAACAGCAACACUAUCCAGGAGGCUCCUCUUUCGAGGACUUCAUCCUGGAACAGCAUCUCGACCGACAAGUUGGAAUCCUCCGGAUUGAGCAGUUCACAGUCGUCCUCGACGUCAAUGAACAAUAUUCAACCGCGCUGGUGCUGCGGCGAGGAUUCCGUCUUGUUCCAGGAGAGGUGGGAGAAGCUCUUUGUCGAAUUUUGCGAUGCGGAGAAGGUGGACCCUAGCAAGAUCUCCGAGCUCUACGAUACGAUGAAGUUCGAUGCCCUUCAUAAUCGCCAGUUCUUGGAAUGGGUUUUCACGCCCACCAACGCUAUGCUCGAGGAGGAAUAUGGUAUUGUGAAGGAGUCGACGAACCAGUUAAAGGAGCAGGAGGAUAACAGCAAGACCUCGGAGGACUCUAGCGCGAGGAAGGUUUCGACGGGCGCUUCUUCUUCUUCGUCUUCUGCCGACAGGGCCGACAAGGCCAGGGGAGAGAGAUAUAGUAAUCAUAAUCAUAAUCACCAAUCGGGCCAGUCGAGCGAGAGGUCCGAGAAGCAGUCGAUGAGGAGGCUCUUCCGGAGGAGGUCAUUCCUCAACGGAUUGCGAAACUACGGCGACACGGCGCAGCCCGAGCAGUACUUCCGCCUAUACAAGAGCAACCCGCUUGUCGUCAAGCAAAAGUCCGACGCCCGCCUUGAGCCCCUCCGAGAGCUGUACCAACUAGCGAAGAUCCUGUUUGACUUCAUCUGCCCCCAGGAGUACGGCAUUUCGGACAGGGAAAAACUCGAGAUCGGUCUCCUGACCUCCCUCCCGCUCCUCAAGGAGGUCGCCCAGGACCUCGAAGACCUCCAGGCGUCAGACGACGCCAAGUCUUUCGUCUACUUCACAAAGGAGUCUCACAUCUACACGCUCCUCAACUGCAUUUUCGAAGGCGGCAUCGAGACCAAGAUCAGUCGCAGCACGAUCCCCGAGCUCGACUACCUGUCGCAGAUUUGCUUCGAGCUUUACGAGUCCGAAACGAAAGCUCCCGAGGACGCGGCGUCGCCCGACGAUGAGCCGACUUUCACCUACUCCAUUAGGAUCACUAUCAGCCCUGGGUGCCAUGUGCCGGACCCGCUCGACGUCCAGCUGGAUAGCCGGCAUUGCAUCAGCUGCGCGCCGCGUCGGAGCUUGACAGCCCAUGCAGACUGGUGGGAGGUGAUUAAGACGUUACGAGCUAAAUUUAACCAGGUUAAAUUACCUAAGAGCUUCAUCGCCGUCAACCUCUCAGACGCCUUCACUUUUGAAGAGCAGGACGAUGCGGAGGAUGAGCCAGAACAUGUCAAUGGGGUCACCAAGAAGCCGGAGGACGACGAACCAAAGGCUGGGUCUCCCGAGCAGGCUAUCGAGCAACAGAAUCAGAGCCAACAGACCCACGACAACGCAGACAACGGGACCAAACAAGAAGAGGCUAGUCCGGCCAACGCUGCCCCCCAGGCGGCUCAGCAGGUGGGAAACUGA